AUGAAACGGAUACUCCUGAGGAGAGUAGCCUCGAGUGUGCCUCCUGCAUGUGCUGAUAUCUCAUCAUGGCGACCCCACCCCCCGCGUGGGGAGAACGCAGAAAAAGGGAAACCUUGGGAAGGAGGAAAAGUAAUCAGAAAAAAUUGCCUCGCGCAACAUGAAGAGGAUGUAAUAAAUUCUAUACAAAACAGAAUACCCAAACAGGACCGACUAAUUGCAAAUAAGAUAACUCAGGUACUUCAACAUUAUAGUGUAUACAAUUAUCGUAACGAACAUGUGAUUCAGGUGAUACGUUCCUAUGUGAAGCAUAACGUAGACAGAUUAUCUCUGAUCAGAUUAUGUGUGUAUGUAAAUUAUUUUUUAAAUUUGAAAGUGAAAGGAGAGAGAAACUUUAAUUACAUCAUCACAAAUUGUCUCAUAAAGAAAAUUAAGAAUGACGAAUUUGUGGAUCUCCAUGGACUUUGCUUAAUUGCGAAAUUUAUCCUUAGGGAGAGAGUUAAAGAUGGAGAGCUCCUCCGCUUGCUAGAAUCUCUUGUGAAGAACAAAGUGGAUGCAACGUCUAGUUCGUUCGACGUAUAUAACUUAGCUGUUUCUCUUCUGAGCAUUCAGAGCGAGGGGCUCCUACGGGGGGGCGAGGCGGCCACGCAAGGAAGAACCAAAGUAAGCAUGCAAAGUAACCCUGAACUGUACUACACGCAGGCAAGCGCUCACCCCCCAGAUGGAGUAAUCCAAUUGAACGAAGAGAACGUGUACACACUACUCCAACUCUACCUUAAAGCAGAAAAAGUAAAAAACGAAGAACUACUCUUAAUCAUCAACACAUUGAGCACCAUGGACAGAAUGGCCUUCUUCUACCAAAUGAAUUUAACAAAAUGUCAGAGACUCCAACUUUACGAGGCUCUCUUAACACGAGUAAAUUUCCAGGACAGAUUCAGUGGGAAGGUACUUUCCCUCUUCCUUUUUAAUUUAAAAAAAAUGAUUCGAUUAGGGGAGAUAUCAGAAGGGAUCUUUUACUCCACUGUGAUGAACUUGGGUUCAGCCGUCAGGGAGGCUGCUGUUGAGACGAAGUUGCAGGUCAUGCAAGAUGUGAAUUACAAUUCGGAAAUAUCCAGGGAGAGAGAAAAGAACGAGUUGGUUGCUGAAGGUGUAGAAGUUAAAACGGUGAAUGUUACGAAUGGUUUGAAUGAUCACCUCGUGAGGAAAAAAGCUACCCAAGGGGAACAACCCCAAUUGAGGGCGCAUUUUAAUCUGCAAGAGGUCGGCAUGGUACUGCAAUUUUAUGAUGCCCUGGUGAAAGUCACCCAGUGGAAGAAGAGCAACAUUUGGUGUAACCUGCAACCUGCUAGACACAUCGAAUCAGAGCAAAAUUGUCAAAAUAUUUACGAUGAAGAGGUAGGUGAUGUAACGCUUCAGAUGGAGAAACGCACGGGGAAAGAAGGCGCUGUGAGGGUAGACGACACCCAUGUGAAUACCUCCAUUGAGGAGAAAACCCACUUACGUACGAUGUACGACCCGAUAGUACGCCUUCUGAAGGAAAGCCUCCUUUUUUACGCCCAAGGGAAUUACGGAAGAAAGGUAAAAAUGAACGCCCUCGAUUUUUGUACGUUACUAAAGGGAUUCUCAAAAGUAUUCCAAAAUACAUUCCUAGAUCGAAACAUAUUUAAUAUUUUUCAAAACUUUUUAAUGUAUAAUAGCAAGAAGAUUAAAAUUAAUGAGUUGCAAAUAAUUUUGAAGUUAAUUUUUGAAAAGAGAAAAUUUGAUUUCUUCCUCAUCCUGUGUAGUGGUAGGAAUUGCUCCAUUUUCGAACAUCUCCAGAGUGUACUCUUGAGAACUGUCCUGAGCGAAUCACCACACUGGUCAAAUCAGGGGAAGAUAGAAGAAUGUAUCAUGUGCUUUUAUUAUUUGUCCUUCUUAAAUUUUAAUCCCAACACAUACCUCGUGGUCAAUCAGUUCAUCAUGGAUCAUAUGACAUGCACCAGCGCCAUUCCUCUUAUGCCCUACAUUAUUAUCAGCAAAUUUAAUUACCAUAUGUUGGAGAUGAGAGCUAUAAAAAAGAUGGAAUUUUUUCAAGUGGAAGAAGCAGUAGAAAAUAACAACAAGGAUCUACUGGCCGAAAGAAAGCAAAUCACAAACAACUUUGAGAAAAUGGACAAGCUCUACCAAUUAAUAAAUCGACACUUCGAAAUGUAUAAAACAUUCUUUGUGCUAAACUGUAUUUACGCCUUGACGAAAUUUCUAAAGGAUAACAGGACAAGUGGUUUCCCUCCUUUUUCAAAUUUUUCCUUCCCCCAGUUAUUCAACAAAUUGAGCCAUCGGCUGUUAAUGAAGAAUGCAUUGGGAACGCAUCAACAUGGAGACCAUAUCCCCACCCAUUAUGAUUACUUUGUCAAUUAUGUUAAAUACAAUUACUGCUUAUUAUUUCUUCUUCAGUAUGUUGAUUUAUGUAUCUUCCUUCAGAGGAUCCCUUUAGGGGUUGAAUUUCCAUUUUCCUUUUACACCCCUUUUAAUGCGUACCUCACUGCGGAAUUUUUAGUCAACUAUGAACGACUGUUGAGGAGUGGCCAUUUUACACCCCCCCAGGAAUUUUCAGAAAACACGAACGAAGCAACGGGAUCUGUUAUGGCGACCGAUACACCUGCGUUCACGCGAGAGGUGAUGAACUCCCGCUGGAGGGAAAUCCAAAUGGAGAAAAAAAAAAUGUUGAAAAACGUAACGAGGUACGCAAGUUCACACUGCAACGUGAUGAGCGUACACGACCUUAUACACUUGAUCAAGACAUUCAAAGUGAUGGCCCCCUUGAUAGACAGUGGCAAUCUGUCUACGCUGCGCACGUCUAUGUCAAAUUUAACUUUCGCCGGAAAUGUUAAGACGAGCACCAGCUUCGAGCUCCUUACAGAAUUGAUCAAAUUUAUGUACCACUUUGAAUUGCAAAACGGCGAAGUGUUUGCCGACUGUCACGGUACGAUAGUGGAUAUGUUGAUACUUGCGUUCAGAAUUGUUUUUAAAAAUUUACCUGACCGUACAGACAAUAACUACCUCGGCAUGUUGCAGUUUUCCCUGCUGUAUGUGUCUCACUUUGUGCGCGGAGCAAAUUUAGUUUUCAAUUCACUAUCCCUAACCGAUUUGAAACGGGCGGAUUAUAUGACGAACUUGUCGCCGAUGAAUUUGGACAAGUACCCCCAGUCCUCGUGCACAUUUCAGAUACAAAUUUUAAAAGUCCUUAAAGGCGUUGUCAAGAAUGAAAAGAGGAUACUAAACGAAUACCGCGUCGGCGACACACCAUACACGGUUGACAUUCUUAUAACGUAA
Molecule: messenger RNA, 3309 nt
Organism: Plasmodium knowlesi strain H
Lineage: Eukaryota; Apicomplexa; Aconoidasida; Haemosporida; Plasmodiidae
Product: conserved Plasmodium protein, unknown function
Exons: 2
Coding region: 1-3309 (1102 amino acids)
Source: RefSeq, a predicted model, not a curated record